Messenger RNA from Opisthorchis viverrini, 528 nucleotides. RefSeq lists its product as hypothetical. The annotation marks the transcript as partial. The record is from RefSeq and is a predicted model, not a curated record. Lineage: Eukaryota; Metazoa; Platyhelminthes; Trematoda; Opisthorchiida; Opisthorchiidae. The transcript is spliced from 2 exons.
UCCUUGAACACAACAUAUCGUUGGGACUGGAAUUCGCAACUUACUGGACAAUAUUCUCAAUACUCAGUCAAUGAGCUACGGGAUGGUAAUGCUACAGGACAGGCCGAUUUGCAGGAAUAUUAUUCGGUUGUUGGUCUGUUCGCCGAGCUUGGCAGUUGGAUUGCAAACGUUUCAUCACCAAUCGAGGUGACAUCGUCACUCAACCCUGCACUGAAGAUGUCACCUCGUUUGGUGAUGAAACGUUUGCAAUCCAACUGCCAAGCUCGGCGAACAGACCAACAACCGAAUAAUAUUCCUGCAAAUCGGCCUGUCCUCUCGGGUGCGCUGUUUGGUAGUUGGUCUGUUCGCCGAGCUUGGCAGUUGGAUUGCAAACGUUUCAUCACCAAACGAGGUGACAUCUUCAGUGCAGGGUUGAGUGACGAUGUCACCUCGAUUGGUGAUGAAACGUUUGCAAUCCAACUGCCAAGCUCGGCGAACAGACCAACUACCAAACAGCGCACCCGAGCUACCUACAUUCCACAACAUUAG